Molecule: messenger RNA, 1869 nt
Organism: Helianthus annuus (common sunflower)
Lineage: Eukaryota; Viridiplantae; Streptophyta; Magnoliopsida; Asterales; Asteraceae
Exons: 2
Coding region: 419-1363 (314 amino acids)
Source: RefSeq, a predicted model, not a curated record
UCUUCUCCCUCCUCAUCGCCGUUCACCCCACCACCGAUACCUUUCCCCAACACAACUCCUCCAUUACACUUCCAAUCUCUUCAAGCAAAUCCCACCAUUUAUGAUGAUUUCACUACCCCUGUGACUGCUUUCCUUCGCCGAACAAGAAACCCCCAUACAAAUCAUCAUCAUCUAUUCGCGUACACACCUCGAAUCGAGACACACCACCACCAAAAAGUUCCAAUCUUUCUUGCUAUUUUUGACAAAUCAGGCAUGGCUAGUAGUUCUCGCUGAGGAAAGGGUAGGAAAACCGGAGCGGGUCAGUCAGCACCGCAGUAGGAUCCGGUUCCUCAAGAAACGCCGAUAAUUAGCGGCCGAUGAUCCGAAUUUGAGGAAAAUCAAAUAUCGAACAAAUUAUAACUUCAUUCCGGAUGAGAAAAUGAAUGUAGUAGCAAAUCACCCGAUUUUGAAGUUUGAGCUAGAUUCACCCGAAUAUGAGAAGUUUGAAAAACUGAAAGAUAUUGAGCUACUUCAACACCGGGUUAUCAAUUGGAAGUGGUUAAAUGAAAUAGGUUCAGAGCAGGAAGUGAGGGACCUUUUGGGUGAAAGAUUGAUUGAUGCGUUGAAUUGUGUAGAGCCUCAGUAUGAGGAGCUAGUGCUAGAGUUCCAUAGCACUUGGGUGCAUAAGGAGGGUAAGUUCGAUCUGGGCACAACUGUCUUGUUUAGCUUUGGAAGGCAAGUGUAUGAGAUGAAUGUGCUGCGGUUUGCUAUAGUUUCGGGGUUGUAUACAGAAGAGGAGGUGAAGAGGCCAGAGUUUGCUACUUACUUGAGGGGUGCGUAUAAUAAACCAAGGGAUUGUAGUGUUGGUGGGACUGAGUUGAAAGAGUUCUGGAAGACGAUUUCUAAUCGUCCGUUUGGGUCUACGAAUCUGAUCACAUCGGUUCGUAAUCCGGUAUAUAGAUAUGUGCUGAAGAUCUUGUCUACUACACUUGUAGGUAGGAAGUCGGGGGAGAACAAGGCGAAUUGGAUCGAGCUUUUUAUCUUGAUGUGUAGAGUGCAGGGAAAGGAGAUAAAUCUGGCUACUAUCUUAGCAGAUUCGUUUAGUAGGGAUCGUCGAGGUGGUCAUCAGGCUGGUUUGGAUAUGGGUCCCUACAUUACCAGGAUUGCAACAAAUUUGGGGGUGUUUGACAAAUAUCUUCCCGAAUUUCUACAUAAGGGGCCCACGACAGCGAUGUUUGGAUUGCAAGAGCUGCAGAAGGCAGGCAUAGUGUCGUGGCAGGAACCCUACGGCUGGGAGCCGACCAGAGAGGGUUCACACGUGCAGCCACCACAGGUACGACCAGCUGAGGAUGUCAGUAUUCAGACUGAGCCCUCACAUACGUAGCAGCCACCGCAGGUACAAGAGCGGCCAGUACGUCAGUAUUUGAGGAGACAACCUCUACCUGAGCCUCUUACUUUGGAGUCAUUCUCUGGCUAUGUGGAGCAGAGAUUUAAUAGGCUGGAGCAGUUGAUUGAGGCACUUCAGAGGGGUCAGUCGAGGCAGGAUGAUAUUCUUCGUUAUAUGAUGACCGUUCAGAGCAUGAGGAUUCCGGAUUACUUCAGGCCAGGGCAGGAGGGCCAGGCUGGUGUUGGUGCACAGGCUGAUCCGGAGCCUCCAUUUCAGGUAUUUGAGGAGAGCAGUCAUGAGUCCGAUAGUGGACAGUGAGGAGUAGUGUGGGGAUUACACGAGGAUGUAGAGCAGCAGCUGACUAUUAUAUCUUUUGAUUAUCAUUUUUAUUUUAUGCUGUUUUGAUCCUCACUUUUGGUCUGUAUUGAUAUUCGUAUACUCUAAACAGGUUGGUUAGGGAUGUUUGGGUUGCUUGAUGUGAUGAAACAGAUAAACUACUGAUG